This is a messenger RNA of Torulaspora globosa, 339 nucleotides long. RefSeq names its product Mrx7p (gene MRX7). The transcript has a single exon. NCBI's taxonomy places the organism in Eukaryota, Fungi, Ascomycota, Saccharomycetes, Saccharomycetales, Saccharomycetaceae. Bases 1 to 339 code for a protein of 112 amino acids. The record is from RefSeq and is a predicted model, not a curated record.
AUGAUUGACACUGCGCCGAAGCAUGAAAUUUCAUCGAACGAGGCCACCAGUACCUCUGUAAUAAAAGGUCUCAUGAGAAGGCCUCCAAGAAGUCUGGAAGAAUGGCUUUAUUACAAACUGCUGGACAGUGAGGGUUUCCACCGAUUUGUGGGUAAAAUUUACCGAAAGCUGAACAAUAUCAAAGAACCACCUUUGAGGGAAGAUCCAUCCUCGGAUUUGCACUGGACAUUCAAACCAACAUCUAUGCAGAAGUUUAAAGCUUAUAGAAUACUGUUUUGGGAUGAGAUGAGAAGUACCUUGGGGCUGCCGAAGAAGAGCAGCAGGUACUUUAAGGACUAA